UCUUUUUAAAAUAUUAUUUUAUUCUAUGUUAUUUUUUUGAAAUUGUGAAAACUGAACAACUAUUGAAGAAGAGUGAUGAGAAUAAAUGGAAAUACUCCAUUAUUUUGGAUAAAGUUUUUUUUCUUUUAUGGAGGAUAAAUAUCUCUGCGCCUUCAUUUUCUAAGGUCACCUAGAUUCCCUUUCAACUCAUUCCCUUGUUUUGCGCUCUCUGAGACGAAAGAAGUCGUUGAAUGUGCGUUGGACAUGGCGUCUGCCUGCGUGAACCCCGUCGGAAUGUCGCCGGACUCCUUUCUGGACUGCGCUCCGGCCAAGUACUCUUCCUAUGGCUGGCUCAGCCCGAGAGCUUCCUACAGUCAGGAGUUCCCCGACGAGAAGGAUAGUACAGCCGGGACGAAGCGUCAGUCCCAGCGCCAGGAGAACUUUGGCGACGCUAAGGAGGAGGAGGACUCAGAUCCGGAGCUCUCCGUGAAGGAUGUAGGAGAUUUUGAGUUCCGCCUCGACGAUCCGGUCAUAAUGCUGCCGGCGGACGAGCUGUUCUAUGACGGAAAGCUGGUGCCGCUACAUCUGUCGAUGAUUCGGCCGGCGGCGGCGGCGGCCUCCGCCGCCGCGACUGCGUCCGUGGAGGUUAGAUCUCCGGAUACGCCCAAGCUGCGGAUCAGAAACGAGAUUUCCGGUACGGAUCCCUACCUGUUCUCUCCCAAGGCGCCGAGAUGUUCCAGCAGGUGGAAGGAGCUUCUAGGGUUGAAGAAGCUCUACCAGAACAGCAACACGAGGCCGGACAAUCAGAAAUUGGCGUCGUCUUCCUCGUUGCUGAACAAUAGCGGCCAUAAAACUCUGAAAAACUUCCUGAAUCGCACCUCGAAAUCCAUGAACUCGUCUAUUGACGCCUCCCUCAGCCUUCCCCUGCUAAGGGACUCCGACAACGAGUCCUUGUCUGUCUCUUCCAGGCUAUCCCUCUCGUCCUCCUCUUCCGGCCACGAGCACGACGACCUCCCUCGCCUCUCCCUCGAUUCCGAGAAACCGAACGGCCACGCUCGCAAUGCAAGUCAAAAUAUCAAUCCUCCUCGAGUUCGAGCGGUGAGGCCGAGGGCGUCGUCGUCGGAGAACCCCACAUCCACGGCCACGCGAAUGGGGCGGAGCCCAAUGCGGAGAGCACCAGAUGCAGCCACGACAGCAGCGCGUGGAGUCUCUGUGGACAGUCCACGCAUGAACUCGUCGGGGAAGAUAGUCUUCCACAGCCUGGAGAGAAGCUCGAGUAGUCCAAGCAGCUUCAACGGCGGCCCAAGGUACAAGCUCAGAGGAAUGGAGCGGUCGUAUUCAGCCAACGUCCGCGUCACUCCGGUCCUCAACGUCCCAGUCUGUUCUCUGAGGGGGUCAUCCAAAUCCGGCGUCUUCGGGUUCCCUUUAUUCUCAUCAUCUUCCCAACCGAGAAAGGAAUCCGGCAGCUCCAGCAUCGGAAAUGGCUCCUCCGGGGGAAGUAAAUCUCACCAGAGCAUCUCCAAACACCACCGAACAGAUCGCAUCAAGGAAUGAUUUGGGUAAUCCAAACUCAACUUUUUUCCAGUCAAAAACAAUUCUCUCAAUUCCAUUUUGCUUUCUUUUGAUUGAUUAAUUAACUCCUAGAUUAGACUAGAUGCUGAGUGAGUGUUGUGUUGGGUGUUUGAAUCCUUUUCCUUCUGAUUAAUUUCUUUUCUUCUUUUUUUGUUAAAUUUUUAAAAUUUUCCAUCAAGAAUUGGCAUGAGAGAAUGUGUAAAUAGUUAGUUUUGGUGGUCUGUUAUUCGACCAGAUUGAACUGUUGAAGUGAACUCUGAUUAAUGUUCAUUUU
Messenger RNA from Cuscuta campestris, 1825 nucleotides. The record is from the annotation of a GenBank genome assembly. Lineage: Eukaryota; Viridiplantae; Streptophyta; Magnoliopsida; Solanales; Convolvulaceae.